Molecule: messenger RNA, 9359 nt
Organism: Astyanax mexicanus (Mexican tetra)
Lineage: Eukaryota; Metazoa; Chordata; Actinopteri; Characiformes; Acestrorhamphidae
Gene: camta1b
Product: calmodulin binding transcription activator 1b
Exons: 23
Coding region: 600-5882 (1760 amino acids)
Biological process (GO): regulation of transcription by RNA polymerase II
Cellular component (GO): nucleus
Molecular function (GO): protein binding; double-stranded DNA binding; transcription coregulator activity
Source: RefSeq, a predicted model, not a curated record
UCCUUCCUUCCUCUUCCUUUCUAUUUCUUUUUCUAUUUUCUCUUGUUUUUAUAUUAAUUUCUAUUUAUUUUGUAUCAUUUUAAUCUUUAAACUGAGCCUAUAUUGUAUAAUCAAAGUGAUAAGAAAAAAGAAAGGCGAUAAACUGUGUGUGUGUGUGUAUGUGUUAGUGUGUGUUUAUAUAUAUAGUGUGUGUAUAUAUUUAUAUUUAUAUAUAUCUAUAUAUACAGCUAUAUAUGUGUGUAUACGUGUAAGUGUGUGUAUGUUUCAAACGCGAGAAUAUACUCUAAAAAAGCAAACGUGAUUGAUUUAUUAUUAAGCUAUUAUUUUAUUAUUUUCUUUUUUACCACCCAUAAAAACUCACGACUGUUCGAGCUAACCAGCAGAGGAGCUGCUAUUUUGAGUUUUUCCAAAAAAAUAUAUAAAUAUAUUUUUUAAAUAUUUUUUUUCGCUGUUCCGAAAACUAUAUCAGCAGUUUGUCGCGAGCAGCGCCUGCGAGCCGUUGCUUAGGGUUACAGCGCGAGAACGACGAUUGGUGUUGUGCACGCGCGCCGCCGCCGCUCUCCCCUCUCCUCCGCUGGAAUUCCACUAAAGGCAGCAAAAUGAAAGAUGAACAUGGACAUUUGAAAAUCUACCUGCCCAAGAAGCUGCUCGAAUGUCUGCCCAAAUGCUCCUCCCUGCCCAAGGAGAGACACCGGUGGAACACCAAUGAGGAGAUUGCUGCCUACUUGAUAUCGUUUGAAAAGCAUGAAGAGUGGCUAACGACAUCCCCGAAAACAAGGCCACAGAAUGGGUCUAUGAUCCUGUACAACAGGAAGAAGGUGAAAUACAGGAAAGAUGGCUACUGCUGGAAGAAGAGGAAAGACGGCAAGACCACGCGGGAGGAUCACAUGAAGCUGAAAGUGCAGGGGGUUGAGUGUCUCUAUGGGUGCUAUGUCCACUCCUCCAUCAUCCCCACCUUCCACCGCAGGUGUUACUGGCUGCUGCAGAACCCAGACAUCGUGCUGGUCCACUACCUGAACGUGCCGGCCAUAGAGGACUGUGGGAAGCCGUGCGGGCCUAUCCUGUGCUCCAUCAACACAGAUAAGAAGGAAUGGGCCAAAUGGACCAAGGAGGAGCUCAUCAGCCAGCUGAAGCCCAUGUUUCAUGGCAUCAAGUGGACUUGCAGCAACGGGAACAGCAGCACUGGCUUCUCGGCCGAGCAGCUGGUGCAGCAGAUCCUGGACAGCCACCAGACCAAGCCACCUCCCCGGACUCAUAACUGCCUCUGCACGGGGACGCUGGGUGCUGGAAGCAGCCUGCAUCACAAGUGCAACAGUGCCAAACACCGCAUCAUUUCCCCGAAAGUAGACCCGCGCUCCGGAGGUGCCUACAGCAGCACCCACUCCGAAGUGCAGAACAGCGAUGUGUCCGAGGGCAAAACUGAGCACACCCAUGGAGGAGGCAAGAACGGCAGGGCAGGAGUCGAUGGCCCGGGUGGAUCCUCCGCGCGUGAAAAGAGGAACGGAAAAGUGCCGAAACCAGCUCUGCUCCACCAGAACAGCAUGGAGGUGUCCUCCACCAACCAGGUUGAAGUGCCCGAUACCACCCAGAGCUCCCCGGUGUCCAUCAGCAGUGGCCUGAACUCUGACCCUGACAUGGCCGACAGUCCGGUGGUGACCGGCAUGAGCCACGUGGCCUCAGUCAUGGGAAGCCUGUCUCAGUCCGCUACUGUCUUCAUGUCAGAGGUCACCGGAGAUCCUGUCUACAGCAUGUCUCCUACAGGGGAUCCCAACGCUCAUCUCCUGGGCCCCGACACAGCCUCGAGCAGCCUGGUGCUGGCAGUUGCUGCUGACAGUCACAAGUUUGCCUUCCCCGGGGCUGUGGGCGUGGGACUGGGAGAUGCUGGGUCUGCCGAAGGAUUGGCCAUGCUAUCGGCGGCGAGCGUGUCCGAAGAGCUCGUCUUAUCUAGCAACCUGGAUUCCGGAACUAUCAAGCUGCCCGAGACCAGCGUCAACUUCGACCCAGACUGCUUCCUCAACAACCCCAAGCAGGGUCAGACCUAUGGGGGCAAUGGGCUGAAGACAGAGGUCACCAAUGGGAGUAGCUGCAGUAAUGGAGGUGUCCGCUGUUCACCUCCUCUUGCCGACAAUGGUUACGGCUUCAAUGCCACGCUGGUGAAGAACAUCAAGACGGAAGACACGACCUUUGAGCAGCAGUUGGCCAAGGAAGGUGGUUACCAAGUUGGGGAAGUGGUCAGCGCUGCAGGUGGCCUCUCAGGCUCCUCAAGCAGUGGAUCUGGCCAGAGUUCCCUAGCUCUGACUCCCACUGGCUCCCUGCUACCAUCUGGAGGUGGCUUGAGCCCUAGCACCACCCUGGAACAGAUGGAUUUCAGUGCCAUUGAUGCCAAGCAAGACUACACCUCGACCGUGAUGUCUGCUGCUGGCUAUGGUCAGGCCAUUCCCAGCCCUCACUUGACCCACCAGAGCCACUCUCCUAGUUUCUUCCUGCAGGGCUCACCCCAGUCCACCCAGGCCCAGAACCACCAGAACAAUGGCACUUCUGCACAGAACUCCCACGACACUGGUGCCUACAUGGGUUUGUCUGUCGUCAAGUCCGACUCAAACGGCACCAACGGGCACCUCCAUCACCACCACGCCCACCAGGGUCAGCAUGGAGCUUCAAACUGCAAUGGCAACUCUCCACCAGACAGAAAUGGACAAGGUGGUACUCUUCAACUUCUGCAGUAUCAAAACACAUUCCCUGGUCCUGGGCAAGAACAUGAGGAGGUCAGGAGUCUGGAGCAGCCAGCCAGCACAGAAGCAGGGGAUGCAGGUUGUCAGGAGAAGGAACGGGAGGGCAUGCUGAAGGCAGGGGAUCAUCUGCAGCCUUGCGUGGGCAAUGGGGCAGACGGCAGCGGGGCCACAGAGCACUACCUCCAGCAACCAGAGAGCAGCAAUCUUCCAGCUGGAGCUGGAGGAACUGGGACGGGAGCUAACAAUGGAACCAUGUGUAACGGCACUGAGGGAAGUGGCACCGCUGGGAGUCCACAUCAGCAGCUUCAACCACUCUUACAGGGGGCAGGGCAUCUCCAGGGUCUCUUUAACACAGUGGCAGCCCAUCAGGGUCUGAGCGCCGGUGGAGCAAGCGGAGGCGGAUCUAUGGAGAUCAAUCUUGAUCAUUUUGAUGUUUCCUUUGGAAAUCAGUUUUCAGACCUCAUCAACGACUUCAUUUCUGUGGAGGGGGGAAAUGGAGCAGCAGUGGGGCCACAAGGGGGGAACGCACUCUACAGCCAUCAGCUGAUGGCCCACUCCGGCACAGAGGGCCAGGUAUCCUCCGGAGCAACAACCCAGCAGGGAGCGGAUGAAGGAGGAAACCGUGGAGCAACCGGGUACAACUCUGCAGACCUCUGCCUCCAGCCCUGCUGCAGCCCCCAGUCAGCCCAGUCCGGGGCAGUUACUGGGGAAACUGGGCAGCUGUCUUACAUGCAGGUGGAGGAGGUUGUGUCGGCUGCUGUGGCUCACGGGACCAUGGGGAUGCUGCAGGCCACUGGGAGACUGUUCGUGGUGACGGACUAUUCACCGGAAUGGUCUUACCCUGAGGGUGGUGUAAAGGUUCUGAUCACCGGUCCUUGGCAGGAGGCUAGCAGUGAUUACACCUGCUUGUUUGAUCAGAUCACUGUACCUGCUUCCCUCAUCCAGCCAGGAGUACUGCGAUGCUACUGCCCAGCUCACGACACAGGCCUGGUGACCCUUCAGGUGGCAGCCAGCAGCCAGAUCAUUUCCAACUCGGUGGUGUUCGAGUACAAAGCCCGCGCUCUUCCAGCUCUGCCCACAUCCCAGCACGACUGGCUCUCACUGGACGAUAACCAGUUCAGAAUGUCCAUCCUGGAGCGUCUGGAGCAGAUGGAGCGCAGGAUGGCGGAGAUGGCCGGCCAGCAGCAGCAGGGCAGCGGAGGAUCGUCUGAAAGUGGAGUAGCAGGAGGAGGUGGAGGUGGUGGAGAAGGAAGGGUCAUUGCUGACCAGUCACAGUUCUCCACGGGUCAGAGUCAGUUCCAGGCUGGAAGCUCUUUUGAAAGUCGUGUGGUGGUGGUGUGUGAGAAAAUGAUGAACCGGGCCUGCUGGGCCAAGUCCAAACACCUGAUCCACUCCAAGACCUUCCGGGGUAUGACCCUGCUCCACCUCGCAGCUGCCCAGGGCUACGCUACGCUUAUCCAGACUCUCAUCAAAUGGCGCACUAAACAUGCAGACAGCAUUGACCUGGAGUUGGAGGUGGACCCCCUGAAUGUGGACCACUUCUCCUGCACACCCUUGAUGUGGGCCUGCGCUCUGGGUCACAUGGAGGCAGCCGUGGUUUUAUAUAAGUGGGAUCGACGUGCUCUGGCCAUCCCCGACUCACUGGGUCGCUUACCGCUGGCCACGGCCCGAUCCCGUGGCCACACUAAGCUGGCAGAGUGUCUGGAAAAUCUUCAGCGGGAGGAGCAGCAGCAGCCAAGCGCACUCACUGCAACUCCCAGCAUGCCUUUCUCCCCAUCUGGAGAAGGCUCGGCCGCAGAGGGCUGGAUGGACGUGUGGGGAAGUGAGAGUUCUUCAGUGGGACUCGGCAUCAGUAGCUCUGCUACAUCAAACACGGACUUGAGGAGACCCAGAUCCGAACCUUCCAGUUUCUACAACACCGAUAGCCAGGGCGAUGCUCCACUAGCCAAGAAACACAAGCCCAAUCCUGAGAGCAACCAAGCAAGGCCUGGCAAGCCCAGCUCCGCUCCUCUUAGACUGGAAGAACAAGCCCACAAAACGAAAACCUGCCCUCCCAAAGUACCCAGGGAGGGAACAGCAGACAAGGAGGCGGGAAAAGGCGAGCAGUCACAGACUAAGCUGGGCUCGGCCUGUGGAGGAGGUGGGCGGUGGAGCGCCAGACAGGCUGUAGGACGCCGGGGCCAGUUUGGAGGGCUCGCUAAAGAAAGGCUGGCAAGCAGGCUGAGGUUAAGAGAAGCGUCUGGCGCGGCGACGGUCUCCGAGCUGCUGGCGAGCCAGGAAGAUCUGGAGAACACAGGGGACUUACAGAUGAACAUGAUGACGCUGGCAGAGCACAUCAUUGAAGCAACACCUGAUCGCAUCAAGAGCGAGAACUUUGUCGCCACAGAGUCCACACCGCUGGACAACGUUGGGGUCAACACCACCAUGAGCUGGUUGGCCACUUACCUUGGGGAUGCAGAAAGGUUCCUGUACAACAAGCCCCUGGCUUCCUCCGCCGGCUUGGGCGGCGGCCAUGCUGGCGUCCAGCCGGAACCCGAGAGCCCUCUCGGGAAACUGGGCCUUCCUUCCCCGGCAGACUGGAGCGCCUUCCUCAACACCUCCCACAGCAAAGAGGAGCGGGACCUCACCCAGCUCGCCCUUUCGGACCACGAGCAGAGGGAACUGUACGAGGCAGCACGCCAGGUCCAGAGCACCUUCCGCAAGUAUAAGGGGCGUCCACUCAGAGAGCAGCAGGAGCUGGCAGCUGCUGUUAUUCAGCGCUGUUAUAAAAAGUACAAACAGCUGACAUGGAUAGCCUUUAAGUAUGCACUUUAUAAGAAGAUGACGCUGGCCGCCAUCCUUAUCCAGAGUAAAUUCCGCAGCUACCACGAGCAGAAGAAGUUCCAGCAGAGUCGUCGGGCAGCCAUGCUGAUCCAGCAGUACUACCGCAGCUACAAGGAGCUCGGCCGGCCCAACACACACUCACACUCCCACGCUGCUGCAGCUGCAGUCCUGGUGCAGCACAAACUCAGAAGGGGUCUACUGACCAAGAGGCAAGACCAGGCCGCCAGAAAAAUCAUGCGAUUCCUGCUCCGAUGUCGCCAUAGCCCCUUGAUGGACCAUAGACUGUUCAAACGGGGCGAGAGAAUUGAAAAAGGCCAAGGAACAUGAGAGCUCGCCAAAGAGCCCCGUCGCAAUGUAACGUCCACGUCCAGACUGUUCCCCUUUCCCCUUUCUGUUUUUACAAGAGACGAACAAUUUACAAAAAGGCAAAAACUAUUCAACAAAAAAAAAACAAAAAAAACAAACAAUGGAUCCCAGAAGAUGGUGGAACAUCACGGUUACUGACGGUUCUCUUACUGACAGUAGUUCAACUGAUCCUGUUGAUUCUGGUACUGCCACAGCAUUGUGUAUUUCUCCUCUCCAUUGGGGAAAGAGGGGAGUUCUGCUUAUAUGAAGACUAUAUCGGGGAAAUAUGACAUUAUCUUCAUGCCAUUUUUGCACUCUUCAUACAUUUUUCUUUUUCAAAAAAAUUAUAUAUAUAUAAAUAUACAUAUACAUAUUAUAUAUAUCGAGGAGUGACUGAAGGCGCGGAGCUGAAGGCUUUUUUUUCUCAAGGUUUUUCUCCUGUCAGAGGAUUACGAAAAACACAAAAUGACAUUUGCUUUAUUGUAAUCAUACCGGAACCUGCUUACAAUUAUUCUGUUUUUAUAUUUCGAAAGGAAAGAAAAAAAAAGAACAACAGUUUGUUUGAACAACAAAAAAGAUCAAAAAUGAACAAAAGCAAACCAAAAAAAAUGACCUCAUCUCACUGACCAUAUGCAUGCAGAGUUUUCAGUCAGCUGUAUUAAUGUAUCAUGUCUACAAAUCAAGUCACAAAGCUUUGUUUUUACUUUUGACUAAGCCAUCCUUUCAUUCUUUCAGUGAUUAAAAAAGAAGGGAUGGGCUUUAUAUGAAUGUAGACGGGGUCUAGGGAAAGAUGAAGAAAUUUCAGUGUCUUAAUUUUUUGUGUUUAUUUGUUUUGUUCCUUUGUGUUUUGCUGUUUUUUUUAGAGGAAGGGAACUAGGGAUGGUUUGGAACUGUACGCGAGGCGGAUCUCUAUAGGGUACCUAUAGAUUUGUGUUUUAUGUGCACUGUUUUUUGACUUUCUAUACGAGUCCUUUUCUUAAUGUCACCUUUUUUGCUGGCCUGACUUUGUGAGUCCCGUGUUUUAUGCUGAAUUUAAUCUGGAAACAGUGCAUGUGUUUGAGCCAAAUGCUCCUGCAUGCUGGUGGAACUGUUUGUUUUGUGUUUCUCAUUUGAUUCGACCUUUUUUUAAAAGUUAUAUAGCGUGUUGUGGCGUUGGCAUCCAUUCCCAGCAUUCUUCCUACCCCCAACUUCAGCAUCUCUCCAGCCCCUCCAGCAUCCUUCUGUUCAUCCUCUGUGUUCUGCCUGUGCAGGUCAUUGUUACUCUGUAACUUUGUUUUAGCCUUACCUCAUUUUUCUUUUCUCUCUUUCUUUUAUUUUUUAUUAUUGAAUUCAUAAUUUCCUUUUUUAAAUCUUAAAUUAUUUUUUAAGUCUUAAACAUUGUGCCACAGAAACACUGAGAUAUUUUUGCUAGGUUUACCUGUGUGUAUGUAUGUGUGUGUGUGUGUGUGUGUGUGUGUGAGGGUGGGUGUGCGCUGUGACAUGAUUUCAGUGGUUUUCUUUGUUACUGCAUUGUUACUGUUUGUUCAUUUUGAAGCCCUCCAGAAAGCAAAGCUGCCAAAAGCUUCAGAAUGAAGACUGGAGGUUGACAUAGCAUUGCCUUGACUUCUUUAGAGACUCUUCUUUUUUUUAUUUUUUAUUUUUAAUUUUUUGAGAGGGUCCCGACAUCCACCCGACAAACUCCGGAAAGCAAAAUCCAUAUUUUUUGACUAUUUGCGUGGUCUCUGUACAUAAAAACGAAGAUGCGAGAAGGUACGUACGUGGAGAGCCAGAGAACCUUUAUCCGAAGAGGAUUGUAUUUAAGAAUAUAUAUUAUUUUAUUCAUAAAAAGGGGAUAAUAACGUGAUAAGAGACAAAAAAACAACAACAAAAGAACAAAAAAUAUAUUGUAUAGUUUUGUUUGAACGCCCAAGAUGUAUGGUUGUAUUGUUUGUAAAUAAUGUAAAUACCUGGUGCAAAGAAGGAGCCAUGUGCAUGACUUUAAGACAAUGACACAGAACAUAAUAUAAAGAAAAAAAAACUAGUAGUGGUUAUGGUCUGUAAAAAUGAUUAAAUUUCACUAUAAGAGUCUUUUAUUUGAACAAAAAGAAGAAAAAAAUGCUCUUGUGAAGAGCGUUUACAUAAAGCAUGACAUUGUUGCAAAAUCAUGGUAAAACUUACAGUAUGUAUAGAGUUAGGGGAGACCCAAAUAAUCUUAUCAGAUAUGACCUCUAGAUUACCUUUUUUUUUGUUUUGGUUAUGUUAUGGGUUUCUAUCAAGAAUUAUGUCAAUUUUAUUUGGUUUCCUGUUUUUUUUUUUUUUCAUUGUUUUGCCAAUUGUGCCAAUUAUCUGAUUAUACUAUCUGAUUAAUUCUAUCUAUUGCUCAACAGGAGUUAAGUUGCUAAAAUCUUUUGAGGAACAGAUGUAGAAGAAACAAUUCUUUUCAAGAAGUGAAUCAGGAUUCAUUUCAUUACCCAUCACCCAUCACCCAGUCCAUACAGUUAAAUUUAAAGGGAACAGUACAGCAGAAGAGUAGGUAUCACCCUGUUUAUGGCAAGCAUAAGAACAUAAGAAGCCCAGAAAUCAAAGUAAAAUGAGGUUGAUUGUGUCAUACCGUAUAGAAAAGAGGUGCUCAUGAGGUAUAGAUGAGGCACAGCCUUUUAGAAAGAGGUUAGGAAGAGGAGGAUAAAUGGAACAGUCUGAAACAGAGGAACCUCCCUCUGUGCUGGAGAAAGCUUCAGAGGAGAGCAACACAACAGUAACAGACAGUGAUCAGACCUGAAGAAAUAAGGUAGGACAGUCUCAGUUUCAGUCUAACAGAGCAGCAAAAGCUGUAGAGAACAGAGGAUCAUGCUAUUCUAUUAUCAUUACAUCUUACACGUAAGAUACAUAUACUAUUAAAGUGUUAUAAAAAAAAAAAUCAGAUUCAUAGGUUCAUAGUGAGUGUCUCUUGAGCAGUUCUCCAAGCAUGAAUGCUUUUAAUGCAUGAAGACAUGAAAGACUAAGGUUAAAGGUUAAGAUUAAGUGGGCACAAUCACAGUGGAUCUAGAUGGUUCUACACCCAUUUCAUUUGAAUGUCCCUACAUGGCAGCACAGUGCCUGUCUAUACAACAUUAAAGACACUGUGUUACACUGAGCUACGACAUGCUGCUGUAAAUAAGCAACAUUUCAUGAAGACUAGAUUAUUUAUAGUCUAAUUAGCUCAGUUUGUUGAUCAUCUAUCACCUGAUCUCUACAACAUCCAGUACAAACCUAAUAAUAAUAAUAAUAAUAAUAAUAAUAAUGAAAAAAUUCUGCAUGGCACGCUGAGGAAUUGAACAGUGCUUGAGUGCUGGUGUGUGCAUUAAGAAGAAAUGAUAAAGAUACUGAAGAUAAUUUUUAGAGGGCUCCACAGCACAGUGUUCAGUUUGCAGCCGUCUUAAAAAAAAGGGUUAUUCAGUACUAAAACAGUACCACAUCACCACGUCCAGGGUGCUUACAGUG